AUGGAUAUUUCAAAGCCUGUUGGUUCUGAAAUUGUUUCAGUUGACUUUUGUGCUUUAGAAACUGAUGAAGUUCGUCGUCGUUCUGCUAAACAGAUUACCAAUCCAACAGUUUUCGAUAACUUAGGACAUCCUGUUAAUGGUGGUCUUUAUGACUUGGCUCUUGGUGCCUUCCUUAGAAACUUAUGUACCACUUGUGGGUUGGACGAAAAAUUUUGUCCUGGUCAUCAAGGUCAUAUAGAGCUUCCAGUGCCAGUGUAUAACCCAUUAUUUUUCAACCAAAUGUACAUCUACUUGAGAUCUUCAUGUUUAUACUGUCAUCAAUUCAGAUUGAGUAGCUUGGAAGUACACCGUUAUGUUUGUAAAUUAAAAUUAAUUCAGUACGGUUUAUUGGGCGAAGUUUUUGAAUUGGAUAACAUGUUAGUCAAGGGUAAGAGUAAAUAUGAUGUCUCAGGAGAUGACGAUGAAGAAGAAUUCGACAGUACUUCUCCAGAAGCCAAGCUGGAAUUAAAAGAGAGAAGAGAAUUAUUUGUGGAUACUGCCAUUGCCAAGGCACUCAGUGAAGGUAGGACUAGUGUCCAUGGUAUCCAUACUGCUUCUGUGAUGGAAGAAAGAAAAAGUACCAUUCAUGAAUUCUACAAGAAAAUCUUAAGUAGACCUAAGUGUGAUAACUGUUCAAUGUAUUCACCAACUUUUAGAAAGGACGGUUUUGUCAAGUUAUUUGAAAAUGCCUUAAAGGACAAACAAAUCACCAAUAACAGAGUUAAAGGUUUCUCCAGACCUGAUAUGUUAAGACCUGGUGCAAACAAGAAGUCUACUAUUAAUGAGAACUCUUCAUUACCAAACUUGAAACACAAGAGUGGAUCCAAGUACGUUUUGGCCACUGAAGUUAGAAACAUUUUGAGAGCUGUUUUUGAAAAGGAACAGCCAAUAAUUCAAAAAUUGUUUAAUUCAAGACCUUCAAAAUUUGCAAACAAGAUUACGGCUGAUUUAUUCUUCGUCCAAUCUUUGGUGGUUCCACCAACUAGAUUCCGUCUUCCUUCUAAGCUUGGAGACGAAAUUCAUGAAAAUUCUCAAAAUGAAUUGUUAUCUAACAUUUUGAAAACUGCAUUAAUUAUUCGUGAUUUAAACGAUCAAAUCUCCAUCUUGCAACAAAAGGGUAAGGGAACUGCUGAAGAUAAGAGAAUUACUUUCAACAGAUUGAUGAACUCGUUUGUCACCAUCCAAAACGAUGUGAACGCCUUUAUUGAUUCUACAAAGAAUCAAAAUGCUCAAGCUGGUAAGAUACCAAACCCUGGUAUUAAGCAAGCUUUGGAGAAGAAGGAAGGUUUAUUCAGAAAAAAUAUGAUGGGUAAGAGAGUUAAUUAUGCGGCAAGAUCUGUCAUUUCGCCAGAUCCUAUGUUGGAAACGAAUGAAAUCGGUGUGCCACCUGUUUUCGCCGUCAAAUUGACUUAUCCUGAACCUGUUACUGCUCACAAUGCAAGCGAAUUAAGACAAGCUGUUAUCAAUGGUCCCGAUAAAUGGCCCGGUGCAAUACAAGUUCAAAAUGAAGAUGGUCUGUUAGUAUCCUUGAUUGGAAUGACUGUAGAACAAAGAAAAGCUAUUGCCAAUCAAUUAAUGACCCCUUCAAAUGGAAGUAAUGGAGGUGUGAUAAACAAAAAGGUUUAUAGACAUAUUAAGAACAAGGAUGUUGUCAUUAUGAAUAGACAACCAACAUUGCAUAAGGCCUCUAUGAUGGGACACAAAGUAAGAGUUUUGCCAGGAGAAAAAACAUUAAGAUUGCAUUAUGCUAAUACUGGUGCUUACAAUGCCGAUUUUGAUGGUGAUGAAAUGAAUAUGCAUUUCCCUCAAAAUGAAAAUGCAAAGGCAGAAGCUUUGAACUUGGCAAAUACUGACAGUCAAUAUUUAACUCCAACUUCCGGUUCUCCAUUGAGAGGUUUAAUUCAAGAUCAUAUUUCCGCUGGUGUUUGGUUGACGAAUAAAGAUACAUACUUCACUAGAGAACAAUAUCAACAAUUAAUUUAUGGAUGUAUUAGACCUGAAGAUGGACACACCAAUGGUGAAGCUAGAAUUAAGACUGUUCCGCCAACCAUCUACAAACCUCAGAUGUUAUGGACUGGUAAGCAAGUUAUUACCACCUUGUUGUUAAAUAUCAAACCAAAGAAUGUUCCAGGUAUUAAUUUAACCUGUAAAAAUAAAGUUAAGGAUGAAUAUUGGGGUGCUGAUUCCGAAGAAAAUUUAGUCGUUUUUAAGAACGGUGAAUUGAUAUGUGGUAUAUUAGAUAAAUCUCAAUAUGGUGCUUCUCAAUACGGUUUAGUACACUCUUUGCAUGAAGUUUACGGACCAGAUAUUGCAGGUAAAUCUUUAUCUGUCUUGGGUCGUUUGUUCACCAACUAUAUCAUGCAAACUGCAUUUACAUGUGGUAUGGAUGAUUUAAGAUUAACUGAAGAAGGAAAUGAAUGGAGAAAAGAUAUAUUGAAAAAGUCUGUUGAUAUUGGUAGGGCUGCGGCAGCUGAAGUCACCAAUUUGGAUUCUGGCGUAUCUUCUCUGGACAAGGAAUUGUUGAAGAGAUUGGAAGAAAUCUUAAGAGAUGACAAUAAAUUGGGUGUUUUAGAUGCUAUUUCACAAUCUAAAGUCAAUGCUAUUACUUCUCAAGUUGUUUCCAAGUGUGUUCCUGGUGGAACUAUGAAGAGAUUUCCUUACAACAGUAUGCAAGCUAUGGCUUUAUCGGGUGCUAAGGGUUCCAAUGUUAAUGUUUCUCAAAUUAUGUGUCUUUUAGGUCAACAAGCAUUAGAAGGUAGAAGGGUUCCAGUCAUGGUCAGUGGAAAGACUUUGCCAUCAUUUAAGCCAUUUGAAACUGAUGCCAGAGCCGGUGGUUAUAUCAAAGGCAGAUUUUACUCUGGUAUUAGACCACAAGAGUAUUAUUUCCAUUGUAUGGCCGGUCGUGAAGGUUUGAUUGAUACUGCUGUUAAGACUUCUAGAUCUGGGUACUUGCAACGUUGUUUGACUAAACAAUUAGAAGGUGUCCACAUUGGGUACGACAACUCUGUCAGAGAUGGAGAUGGCUCAGUACUCCAAUUCCUUUAUGGUGGUGACUCUAUUGAUACAACUAAACAAUCGCAUAUGAAUCAAUUCGAGUUUUGUGCUGAAAACUAUGAUGCCUUGUUAUCUAAAUAUAACCCGGGUGAAUUAACUGAACAUUUGGACACUGAGACUGCAUUGAGUUAUGCUAAGAAGGCGCGUAAGAACUUGAAGAAACAAAUGGAUAAACCUCAUUACGAACAGACCGACAAAUAUGACCCAGUCUUAUCCGUAUACAACCCUGCCAAAUAUUUGGGUUCUGUUUCUGAAAAAUUCCAGGAUAAUUUAGAUGAUUUCAUAAGCAAGCAUGGUGAACUAUUUGCUUCCAAAAAGGAUUCUAACAGUAACAAGAAGUUAACUGAAAAGAAAUUCCGUGCCCUUAUGCAAUUGAAGUAUAUGAGAUCAUUGAUUCAUCCAGGUGAAUCUGUUGGUAUUAUUGCUUCCCAAUCUAUUGGUGAACCAUCAACUCAAAUGACUUUAAAUACAUUCCAUUUUGCUGGUCAUGGUGCUGCAAAUGUUACUUUAGGUAUUCCACGUAUGAGAGAAAUUAUUAUGACUGCUUCUUCAGCUAUUCAGACUCCACAAAUGACUUUACCAAUUCUCAAGGAUGUCAACGACGAUAUGGCCGAUUCAUUCUGUAAAUCAGUUGCAAAGGUUGUCAUGUCUGAGUUUCUUGAUAGAGUUAUUGUUACCGAAACAACUGGUUCUUCCAGGGGUGGUGACGAUUCUAGACUGUAUGCUAUCAAGAUGUUAUUCUACACUAAAAAAGAAUAUGAAGAAGAAUAUGAUAUCUCUCAACAACAUUUAGAGCAUGUCAUUAUGACAAAGUUCUUGAAAGCGUUAGAAUUACAAAUUACAAAGGAAGUUAAGAAGCAACGUAGAACAGAUUCUUUACCAACCGUCGGAAAGGCAGUUUCCAAGGCCAUGGAUGUUGGAUCCGUGAAGGUUUCUGAUCUCGAAAAUGACAUUGAAGGUGAUGGAGAUGCAUCAGAUGAUAAGUUGAGAUCUAAUGGAAAGCAAGCCGUGUCAUAUGAUGGACCAGAUGAUGAAGAAAUCGAAACAAUGAAGAGAGCUGAAGAAACCUCAGAUGAAGAAAUGGAUGAUGACUCAUCGUCAACUUCUGAUUCUGAAUCUGAUGACAGCGAUUCUGAAGGUGAAGAAGAAGCAGUCCCAAGUAAGGUUUCGAAGGUACUUUCAAAGUCAGCUAAAGACCGUCAAGCAGAAGUUAUUUCAGCGCACAACCUCAUCUCUUCAUUCAACUUUGAUGACGAAGCUGGUGAAUUCUGUGAAUUUAACUUAGAAUUACCAGGAGAUACCCAAAAGUUGUUGAUGGUCAACAUUGUCGAAGAUAUGUGUAGAAAGGUUGUUGUUAGAGAAAUUCCUCAAAUUGGUAGAUGUGUUCAUCCACAGCCAGACGCCAGUGGUAGAAGAAUUCUCACCACUGAAGGUGUUAACUUCAGAGCAAUGUGGGAACAAGAUGACUUUAUUGAUGUUAAUGGUAUAACGUCUAACGACAUUGCAUCUGUAUUAAAGACAUAUGGUGUUGAAGCAGCUAGGAAUACUAUUGUUAAUGAAAUUAACAAUGUUUUCUCCACUUACGCCAUUGUUGUCUCUUCUCGUCAUUUAGAUUUGAUAGGUGACAUGAUGACUAGAGAAGGUUCAUACUUGGCUUUCAAUAGACAAGGGAUUGAUACGUCAACAUCUGCUUUCAUGAAGAUGUCCUAUGAGACCACUUGUCAAUUCUUAACUAAGGCUGUUUUGGACGGAGAAAGAGAAGACUUGGAAUCACCAUCUGCAAGAAUUGUAUUGGGUAAAUUAUCCAACGUUGGAACUGGUUCUUUCGAUGUUUUUGCAGCAAUGCCUAAGAUCGAAUAA
Molecule: messenger RNA, 4953 nt
Organism: Dujonia railenensis
Lineage: Eukaryota; Fungi; Ascomycota; Pichiomycetes; Serinales; Debaryomycetaceae
Source: the annotation of a GenBank genome assembly